CCGCCGCUGCCCCAUACUCCGGGCAUGGAGGGUGCGGGCGUCGUGAUCGCAGUGGGUGAAGGAGUCACAGACCGCAAGGCAGGAGACCGGGUGAUGGUGUUGAACCGGUCAGGAAUGUGGCAGGAGGAGGUUACUGUGCCCUCAGCACACACCUUCCUGAUGCCUGAGGCCAUGACCUUUGAGGAAGCUGCUGCCUUGCUGGUCAAUUACAUCACAGCCUACAUGGUCCUCUUUGACUUUGGCAACCUACGUCCUGGCCAAAGCGUCUUGGUACACAUGGCUGCAGGGGGUGUGGGCAUGGCAGCCGUGCAGCUGUGCCGUACAGUGGAGAAUGUGACAGUGUUUGGAACAGCCUCAGCCAGCAAGCAUGAGGUGCUGAAGGAGAAUGGGGUCACACAUCCCAUAGACUACCACACGACUGACUAUGUGGAUGAAAUCAAGAAGAUCUCCCCAAAAGGAGUGGAUAUUGUCAUGGACCCUCUGGGCGGAUCAGAUACUACAAAGGGCUACAACCUCCUCAAGCCCAUGGGCAAAGUCGUCACCUAUGGAAUGGCCAACCUGCUCACGGGUCCCAAGCGGAACCUGAUGGCCCUGGCCCGCACGUGGUGGAAUCAGUUCAGUGUGACGGCUCUGCAGCUGCUGCAGGCCAACCGGGCUGUGUGUGGCUACCACUUGGGCUACCUGGAUGGCGAGACAGAGCUGGUCAGUAGUGUGGUGGCCCGCCUCCUGGCUCUGUAUAACCAGGGUCGCAUCAAACCCCACAUUGACUCCGUUUGGCCCUUUGAGAAGGUGGCCGAUGCCAUGAAGCAGAUGCAGGAGAAGAAGAACGUGGGCAAGGUCCUCCUGGUUCCUGGGCCCGAGAAAGAGAACUAGGGCAAGGGGUUGUGGACCUCUGAGACCCGGGAAAGGAGAGGUUUGGAAGCCCAUUCUGUUGACCACCAGGCUCUUGCAUUUCAUCUUCUAUCGUAAGGCUCUGUCCUCCCUCCCCCGAAGGUCUCUAUACUAAUGGCCACUCCUCCGCCUUGUUCGUUCUCUUUAGUCAGGACCGUCUCCUCCCUGCUUCCCACCCUCGGAAGAGGUUGGGAAGUGACCACUUGGAUGUCUGGGACCUGCCAAGGGGACAGGGAGGGCCAGAGGGAGGCGGCUGCUUCCUGCCCCCACCCUUUCCCUGGGCCUGCUGUGCUGCUUUUGUGCCAAGGUUAGCCAAUCCCUCCCUAUCCUGUUCUGUGUGCUUCCGCUCUGCCUCAUCUUCCCUCCCGCCCCUGCCCCACCACCUCCCCAAAGAACUGAAAUGUCAGCUCAGGAUACGGGGCCAAUCUGUGUGAGUCCAGCAUGUACCUGUCUCUCCCUAGUGUCCCUUCAGCCUGGGUCCACCAGCGCCCACCCCCCAAUCCUGUCCACUGUCCCCAACUUCUUAAGCACAAUUGGGCUUCUUCCACCACCAGGUUUUCUGCCAUUCUUAACCAAGGCUGUUUCUUACAACAAGGGCGGGGAACGUGACUCCAGGAGGGAUAUAGAGCCCCCUACCCUUCACUGAGUUCUGUGGAUUUGUUCUCAGUGCCUUAGCAACGGAACACCUGUGCUCGAGUGUGUGGCAGGGGUGGGGACAGUCCUUGUCUCCUGCCUCUUUCCCCACCCCGUACUCCCCAGUGCCUUCCUCAUUCUGGUGGAGCUGGGGGUUUACACUUCCCCAGUCCUACAACACUGCCAAAAAUCUGUGUGUGUGCCAGUGGGUGAAGGGCCAGCCCCUCGCCUUUUAGGGGAAAGCCAGUCAGUCUCAUCGUGGUCUGUGCCAUGUCCUGUCUGUAUCGGUGGUUGAGGGGAGAGCGGCAGGGAAGCCAUCUCGGCCUUGCAGAUAAGUGUGGCAUUUAUCAGCCAGAGCUCUGGAGGCAAUGCUGUUGGUUUCUUGUUCUGGGACCAAAGUAAAAAUCAAAGCACAUUCCCCUUGCUGUCAAGGGAGGCCCCUCUGCUUCCUGAGAGCAGGGAGGCAGCUUUUCAAACUCAGCCCCAAACUUUGUUUACAUGGGUGGGGAGAUAGAGCCGGGGAGUAAGUGGUGGGGGGUAACUAGGACCUGGGCCACUGGAACCAAAGUGGGGACAUUGGGGAUAGGGGUCUAAUUCCUUCUGCUCGCAGAGCUGGGAUUAGGAAAGGUUGUUGCCCCAGCCAUUGCCAUGGGAGGUGACGGGGAGGGGCUUAGCCUCUUCACUGUGUAAAGGAGGCAUAAACGUGUGAAGUGCGAUUUCUGCUUUUGUGUACCCCACCCCAUUACCACAGCUGCCUUUGUGUUUGUGUCAAUAAAAAGCCAAACCCUG
Molecule: messenger RNA, 2313 nt
Organism: Tupaia belangeri chinensis (Chinese tree shrew)
Lineage: Eukaryota; Metazoa; Chordata; Mammalia; Scandentia; Tupaiidae
Gene: VAT1
Product: vesicle amine transport 1
Biological process (GO): negative regulation of mitochondrial fusion
Cellular component (GO): mitochondrial outer membrane
Molecular function (GO): zinc ion binding; oxidoreductase activity
Source: RefSeq, a predicted model, not a curated record